Molecule: messenger RNA, 1183 nt
Organism: Heterocephalus glaber (naked mole-rat)
Lineage: Eukaryota; Metazoa; Chordata; Mammalia; Rodentia; Bathyergidae
Gene: Mpv17
Product: mitochondrial inner membrane protein MPV17
Biological process (GO): regulation of mitochondrial DNA metabolic process
Cellular component (GO): membrane; cytoplasm; mitochondrion
Molecular function (GO): channel activity
Source: RefSeq, a predicted model, not a curated record
GGUUCCUUUCACAAUCUGCUCCAUAGAGAACCAAUGCUGCGCAUGCAGGAGGGAGAAGGACAUUCUCAGCUCUGCCUGGACAGGCUGCAGCUCGAGGCUAUUCAUAAGGAGGCAUGGCACUCUGGCGGGCGUACCAGCGUGCCCUGGCUGCUCAUCCGUGGAAAGUCCAGGUCCUGACGGCUGGGUCCCUGAUGGGCCUGGGUGACAUUGUCUCACAGCAGCUGGUGGAGAGACGGGGUCUGCAGGAGCACCAGACACGCCGGACCUGGACCAUGGUGUUCCUGGGCUGUGGCUUUGUGGGCCCUGUAGUAGGAGGCUGGUAUAAGAUUUUGGACCGGCUCAUUCCUGGCACCACCAAGCUGGAUGCGCUAAAGAAGAUGUUUUUGGACCAGGGGGCCUUUGCUCCGUGUUUCCUAGGCUGCUUCCUGCCACUGGUGGGAACACUCAAUGGACUGUCAGCCCAGGACAACUGGGCCAAACUGCAGCGGGAUUAUCCUGAUGCCCUCAUCACCAACUACUACCUCUGGCCUGCUGUGCAGUUAGCCAACUUCUACCUGGUCCCCCUGCACUACAGGUUGGCCGUUGUCCAGGGUGUUGCUAUCAUCUGGAAUUCCUACCUAUCCUGGAAGGCACAUCAGCUCUAACCCUGCCCUGCUCCAUCAUUCCCACCGCCUCGAUGCACCCAGUGACCCUGAAUGCUCACAGCUCUUCAGUUUGCAGAUCAGUGUCCGUGAGGUGGGGCUGCUGCCCAGAGCACUCUGCAGUGGCACAUUUCACUCUGAACUGUGUACUGACUUCUGAAAUCACUGAAGCCUUUAUGAUACAUUCACAGGCGCUCGAUGCAUUCUGAGCACAGUACCAUUAGGCAGUUGCGUCUUGUGUGAACACCAUGAAGUGUCCUUACACACACCUGCAUGGUAUAGGUCAGUCACUCAGCGUGGCCUUGUGAUGCAAACAGGACAUGGUAAACUCAAGAUGUCUGAGGCCGCUGCCUGCCUAACGGCCCACUGUUUUACAGUUAGCUUUUUUUAAAAAAUAAGGAGUCGGGCUGGGGAUUUAGCUCAGUGGUUUCGCUGCCUGCUGCGCAAGCGUAAGGACCCGAGUUCGAUCGCCGGUGCCAAAAAAAAAAAAAUGAGUAUAUUCUAAAAUAAUGAUAUAGUAUAAUAAACCAAUAACGUUAUUA